Molecule: messenger RNA, 8542 nt
Organism: Manis javanica (Malayan pangolin)
Lineage: Eukaryota; Metazoa; Chordata; Mammalia; Pholidota; Manidae
Source: RefSeq, a predicted model, not a curated record
GUACCGAUAUCCUCCUUUGCUUGAGACCUACAGACUACGUGUCCUACAAGAACUAAUCAAUGGUUUUUCAUCUAUUGGAGAUACAUUAGAACCAUAAAUAUGGUGCCAGAAGAACUCCUUUCUUUUCUCUGACUACGGUUUUAUCUGGAUAUAGUUUUGUAUUGAAGAGAAGUAUACAGAUUGAGACGACUCGGUGUGCAGAGAGAGACUCUGCUGUGUAGGACCAUGGACCAUCCCAGUAGGGAGAAAGAUGAGAGACAACGGACAGCUAAACCCAUGGCACAAAGGAGUGCACACUGUUCCCGACCAUCUGGCUCCACAACCUCCUCUGGGGUUCUUAUGGUGGGGCCCAACUUCAGGGUUGGCAAGAAGAUAGGGUGUGGGAACUUCGGAGAGCUCAGAUUAGGUAAAAAUCUCUACACCAAUGAAUAUGUAGCUAUCAAACUGGAACCAAUAAAAUCACGUGCUCCACAGCUUCAUUUAGAAUACAGGUUUUAUAAACAGCUCGGCAGUGCAGGUGAAGGUCUCCCACAGGUAUACUACUUUGGACCAUGUGGGAAAUACAAUGCCAUGGUGCUGGAGCUCCUCGGGCCUAGCUUGGAGGACUUGUUUGACCUCUGUGACCGAACUUUCACUUUGAAGACUGUGUUAAUGAUAGCCAUCCAGCUGCUUUCUCGAAUGGAAUAUGUGCACUCCAAGAAUCUCAUUUAUCGAGAUGUCAAGCCAGAGAACUUCCUGAUUGGCCGACAAGGCAUUAAGAAGGAGCAUGUCAUACACAUUAUAGACUUUGGACUGGCCAAGGAAUAUAUUGACCCUGAAACCAAAAAACAUAUACCUUACAGGGAACACAAAAGUUUAACAGGAACUGCAAGAUAUAUGUCUAUCAACACGCAUCUUGGCAAAGAGCAAAGCCGGCGGGAUGAUUUGGAAGCCCUGGGCCAUAUGUUCAUGUAUUUCCUUCGAGGCAGCCUACCCUGGCAAGGACUCAAGGCUGAUACUUUAAAAGAGAGAUAUCAAAAAAUCGGUGACACCAAAAGGAAUACUCCCAUUGAAGCUCUCUGUGAAAACUUCCCAGAGGAGAUGGCAACCUACCUACGAUACGUCAGGCGAUUAGACUUCUUUGAAAAACCUGACUAUGAGUAUUUAAGGACCCUCUUCACAGAUCUCUUUGAAAGGAAAGGCUACACCUUUGACUAUGCCUACGAUUGGGUUGGGAGGCCUAUUCCUACCCCAGUAGGGUCGGUUCAUGUAGAUUCUGGUGCAUCUGCAAUAACUCGGGAAAGCCACACACACAGGGACCGGCCAUCACAACAACAGCCUCUACGGAAUCAGACUGCACCGUCAGAGCGCCGAGGAGAGUGGGGGAUCCAGCCCAGCCGGCAGACCGAUGCCUCAUACCUGACGUCUCACUUGGCUGCAGACCGCCAUGGGGGAUCAGUGCAGGUGGUUAGCUCGACCAAUGGAGAGCUGAAUGUGGAUGAUCCCACGGGAGCCCACUCCAACGCACCGAUCGCAGCUCAUGCCGAGGUGGAGGUAGUGGAGGAAGCUAAGUACGUUUGUCUUUCAAGGGGGCUCCUGAGUCAUAGGUUGAAAAAUCUUUUCUCUGUUUCUUCUGUGUGCUGCUCAUAUCAGACUGGACUCCUCACGCUUGUGUCCAUGGCUUUCUUCCUUUGACCAUUUUGGUUUUUGCAUGGUGCCUUAAGCUGCUGCUGCCCUUCUUUAGCUGUGAUUUCUGGGAAGACAGUCAUGUUUUUCUAUUCCAUGUGGGGCAAAAUACAUAGUGACCUAAGAGAAUCAUGAUUUAAGAGCUGUAACAGACAGUAGGCGGGAGACUUGGGGCCCUGGAGCUUCUUGCUCCCAGUGGGACACAAUAAAAUCUGCUUAUCCGAACAGUGGGCCAUGCUGAAUGGCACACACAAGCUUUCUGGUUCUCGGCUAACAACUCUGCGUGGGGAGUUACGGAGCAAGGAUUUCAGGGCCAUUUGUUCUCACUUAAAUGAUUCUGGUCAGAGGGACUCAGGUAAAUCAGGCAAGAGAGAGAGACUUGGAAAGGAGAGGAAAUCGCACCAAUCCCAAGAGGCUGAGGAGGUCACCCCACUCCCUUUCUGCCUCCCUUGCACGUGAAUGCCUUAUGCUGCCCAUACCACCAGCCCCUUGGUGUUUUCUGCAUGGUGUGUGUUUAAAUGUGUGUUUAGAAUAUGCAAUAAAAGGUGAGCUAACAGCGAUUCUGCUGCAAAAGCAGCAUUUCUAUCGCUUUUUUCCCUUUUUGCCUUAUCCGAUCCAGAUUUAAACUCCAAGAAAACAUGAGGUAGGGAGAGAGAAGUCCUUUACACAUCAGGAACUUCUGCCAAACCUGAUAUGGAUGGCCUUUCUUUUUUUUUUUAGUUUUUUUAUUUUGAUAUCAUUAAUGUGCAAUUACUUGAACAACAUUAUGGUUAUUAGGCUCCCCCCAUUAUCAAGUCCCCUGUGGAUGGCCUUCCUUGUAAACCCUUUGAGAACAUUCAGGCUAUCCCAAUUUCUUUUUCUCAGAAGUAGGCGACUUAUUUAUCAGGACAGCGUGCUCUUAAGUGGCCGCUUGCCUCCCCAGUAGCCUAAAAACAAACCGGAACACGCUUGUCCCUCUAGGUGUCAGGUGGUGAGAGGCCAGUGUGCACUCCUCCUUCUGGAUGCUCUCUGCGUGGCUGUCCCCCUGCCCCCUCCUCCUGUUUGCUUGCCGACCUAUAUGAUAAGCUCACUUUGCUUUCAAAGAGGUCCUUUCCUUGGAAAGCCAGGACUUGAAGCCCUCUACCCAGUAGAUAAAGAGCGACCAAGGGUGACCUGGACUCUCUCCUGUUGAGUCUCUAGGCAGCUUCAGAUGCUCCCCUCCCAGUUUAUAGAAGGCAUAUUUGGGAUACAUGAGGAAGGUGGUGGGGGAUGCAGGGUACAGGGGUUAAUGCCAGGAGGAGACCAUUUUUAGUAAGGAAACCUACUCCCUGUUCUUCGGGACUUCUGAGAUUUUAAUGGUACUCACAGUUUUCCAGUUUCCAUGAUAAACCUUCAUUCUCCAACCUUGGCUGCAUUUUGGAAACACCUAGGGUAUGUUAGAAAAUAUGAAUGUCUGAAUCCUAGUCUAGAGAUUCUGAUUUAAUUUACCUGAGACAUGGUCAGAACAUCAGGAAUUGUGAAAGCUCAGGCGAUUUGAAUGUGUAGCCAGGAUUGCGAACAUCUGCACUAGGCUUAGUCUGACCCAAAUGUUGCAUGGGCUUGAAAGAUGGCUGUGCCCGUUCCCACCCCCCACCUCACUUCCAGUUCACUGUUCUGGCUAUUACUUCGAAGCCUAGACGUUUAGCUCUGGAUUGAAUAGUAUAUUUUGAAUACCAGGAUUGAAUGGGCUUCAGUCUUAUAAUAUGCCCUCAGGUUUAUCUUUUGAACCCAUUCACCUCAUUUCAUUUUGGUAAAUGUGUACACUAAUUGUGUAUGUGAGUGUGGUGUUUAUGUCCUGUGUGUAAGGUAGGGGGGCUGUUCACACAGAUUUCAAUCAGGUGUAUUCUGUCCUGGGAUAAUCCAAACUCUAGGAUGUAAAAAGAGUUUAAAGUCUACCCACUUAGUAAAAAGGACUACUGUGCCUCUUGGCCACCAGCUCCAGGCUUGCGCCUUCUGAAAUGUGUGGAAACCAGACAGGAGCAAGUGUCAUCCAAAAGCUUAAAGCAUAGGGCAUUUUGUGUGCUGAUUCCCUUAGUGAUCCCAUGAGCUACCAACCCAUCUGCCCAGCGAACUGUCCGAGCACAGCCAGGAGUUUUCUGCUGUCCUCUGUGUAUGAGGCAGGCAUGUGUUCCCCCGCUUGGCCAUUUUCAUAGGAAGAAGUCACAGCUAGAGAAGCACGAGACAUCCCAUACAACCAACCCCUCAUUGCACGCAGCUGUGAUGCCAUUUUUCCAUGCAGCCUGCUUGUGGGGAAAAGGGGGCUUUUGCCUAUGUUAAGGUUCAUCUGGGGUAGUGGGAAGAAUAUGUGAAAUCUGCACUUCCAAGCUUUUCAUUUGGGAUUCCUCACCCAGAUUGUUUUGUGUAAAGAGGAAAGAAAUAACAGAGUCUUGGUUUUUGUUCUAUAUCCAAAAUGAACAUCUAACUUCCCUUUUCCUGUAGCUGUAGGACUCAUGUCCUUGUUGGUGUGUGAUUAAAAGGGUGGCAAGGCAAGGCAACUUUUUGGUUGAUUUUUAUUAUGGUAAGAACACAGGAAUUUUUGGUUAUCCACUGACUUUAUAACUUAGCAAAUGUAGACCUCAUUUCUCCCGAGAAUUAAUAAGAAUGGGAUUUAGGCCAUUCUCAGACAGCUCUGUCUGAAUCCAGAGCAGUGACCCUUCUUGCUCUGAUUCCUAUCCUAGUAAGAUAAUGUGUCUCGUAAGCCUUUUUCCACCUAUAGAUGAAGAGCUAACUGCUGCCAGCUGCUUUGGGUCAGGCAUGUUGGACUCUCAGAGAGGCCUGGGACUUCUCUUUCCCUCAGAGUAGUUGGGAGGAAACUUAACAUUACAGAGUAAGACUUCAAGUGGGAACCAAAAUGUCUCGGCCUUGGUUUUUGAUUGAAUUCCCACAGGCAGGAUCAUGUGCUCUUUCUCCUGCUGCCUUCCUGGGAAUUGCCUAGGAAAGCCCACCGGGGCUCCCGCCAGCUCUUUGUUUUGACUUACCCCUCACUGAGAUCCGACUCCCACUCUGAUGCUUCUUUCGGGUGCUGGCCCCUCCACCAAAGUGUGGGGACCAAGUGACCCGGGCCUACUCACCCACCCUUGACAAAGGAAGAAACUAAACACAGACACAUACUGCAUGUUUGCAUGGCUCACAGGGAGUCGCUUCCAUCUCACCUCUGUGGACUAAUACUCUCUCUUUCUCUUCCUUUCUGUGUUUUUCCCUUUACACACUCUGUAGCUGCCUGAAAAUGCUCAACCUGUGGUGAGUCCCUCUCUCCAGUCCACACGCUAGGGGAGUGGACCAGACUGGGCUGGGAUUGGCAGUGCCCAACAGAAUGCCUCAGGAACACUGAGUGGCUUCCAUGUGCCGCCCUGUGCAUAGCCACCCAGACUGGGGAACUAGACCCACAAGUGGGGAUGGGGCAGGCCUCUGCCCAGGAAUUAAUCUGCCCCUUCUGCCUUUCAAGCCCACUUCAUCACUGCCUCCUCCUGUCAAAACACUAUCCCAGAAUGUCCAAAAUUUUCUCUUUAUUUUUAGCUAAGUGAAUUUUCUCCCAAAUUCAUGUAACCAGAUAUCAAACAGAGAGCAACAGAGGUAUGAAGAUAGGUUACUAUGUCAGAUCUUCAGGUUAUCCUCCAUAACCCCAAGGACACUUGUCAGAUAAUCUCUCAUUCUGCAGCUUGGUCUCCAAUGUGGAAAUUGGCUGCUUUGGAAAGAUCUGUGACUUUUCUCUGUGACCCAUUUGGUUCCUCCAUCUGUAGAAUAUGAGUCUCAAAACAAGAGAGCCCCUUCUGGAGGGAGAGAUGGGCGUGCUGUUUGACUGGUUUUGUUUGCUGUCUUCUUUCUCGUUUCCCUUCCUUCCCUCUCCCAUCUCCCUUCCCUCUCCCUCCUCUUUCCUUUCCCUUUCCCCGUGGGAGAGUAUAAUGGGCCAAGGGCUGACCUGGCUAGUGAGAGACCCUGGGAACCUAUCACAAGGUCCCUUGAACGCAUUCUUAGGAACAACAUGAGGGAUCUGGAAGGGGAGGCCCCAAAGAGCCCGUGUCUGCCGAGGCACACUCCUGCUGCGAGACAGGGGCCCCUCCCUGCUCUCUUCCUGGCCACCGCCUGUGACCUUCCGGCUGCUUCUGGGCUAGUUGGUCUGGAAUUGUAACUCUCGCACGCCGUCUGCAUGCGUGGUGUCGUGCUCUACAUGUGGGAACAGCCUGCUGGGCUCUGUGACUGCGGUGUUUCUAUUUGUCCUCAGUGACUGGGUUGGGCGUUGGUUUCUGAACUCUGUCUAAGCCAAGUACCUACAGGGUUUCCCCGGGAACAGGAGUGUAUGAAAGGUAACAGUUGGGAUUUAUGGAGAUAGAAUUUAUAGUCUUAUAGUAUCAAGCACAUGUGGCCUGUUCAGUACGUGUCUGUGUAAUCUGACAUUGUGGUGGUCUUUUUUCCUGUGCGAGUCAGUCCCAUGAUCCUGACUGCAAAUACUGGGCCUGCUGUGUGCUCCUCUGCUCUGUACUUGGAACUCCGGGGGGUUCCCAGAGAGCUUAGGUUCCAACGAGCUGGAGAGACAAGACACGCCUACUGGGAAGGACAAGUAGUUCUCCAGGACACUCAUGUUAUUGUCCCUCGAGAGGGCACUCUGAACAGGGAUAGUCAAGGAGGACUUGAUGGAUACUGUGGGGCCUGAGCCAGGUAAGAAUGUACAAGAGCAGCAAAAAGAGAAGAAGAACUGAGGGGAGAGAGCCAGGUCAAUGCAGGAGGCACCGUGGAAAGGCAGUGGCUCAGAGGCCUGGCAGAAGAGCGCUGAGUGGCUUGCCAGCAGGGACGCUGGAUCGAUUCUGACUCCGUCAUGCUAAAAACUUGUGAUCAUCCAAUCAAAGAAUCAACUAGAAGCAAUCCUAAGACACAAAAAGGUGCAUUACUCUCCAUCAUUCUCUUCUGAGAGGAAGGCAUCUCUUUGGAGCCAGUCAGUGGGCUUGGUCAGGAAUCUGACCCUGUUUAAUGCGUCCUGUUGCUCGUAGUCACCACAGAAGCUGAUGAGUUGAAGAGCACAUUGUGGGGCCUGCUUCUCCAGGGUAGAAAGCUUCUGCUACUGCUGAAGCUUUAACCACAGUUCCUACAAAAAUUAAUGUAGGGCUCUCAACCACAGUUCGCUCUCUCCUCCUGUCAGGUGGAUUCAGCCCUGCACAUCACAUUAUGACGUGCUUAUAAGCAGACAGUAGUUCUUCUUAUGACUUGACUCAGAUGUGGUAAAAGAGAAGUCAUAUAGUAUGGACCAAAACAGCAUUUCAGAAUUUUUUAUGAUUGUUCUUUAAGACACAAAGUCAUCAUUUUAGCAUCCUCAAAAAAAAAAAAAAAAGACUGGAAAUUGACUUAAUUAUUAGUGCUCCCUCUGGAAAUCAUGAUUAACAGGGAACAGAUGGACACCACUGAAAUAUUGGUGAAAUUCCCCAUGAGAUUUAAUUUGCUAUGUUUGACAUUAAUUUCAGGACAUUUGACUUGGAAAGUGUGUGUUUUCCAGAGCUUGUGUACAAAAAAAGACCAUUUUUUUAAAUUAAAGCCUUCACCUGGCACUCCAAUGAAGACUGUUUUAAAGUGUUGGUCUAAUUUUAUUUAAAAGAGUUUAUCCAGUCUCCAGAUACGUGUGACACUUUUAGUGACUAUACUCACACCCAUUAUAGUACUUCACAACUAUCGUUGACAUGCUUAGAAAACCUUUUUAAAACCCUCUUGAGCUCCCAUUUCUAAAAUUUCCAUGUUUUAUUCAUUCAGAUAUGGUUAAAGCCCAUCAUUGUCUGUAUAAAUGUCUAUUUCUGCAUUCUAAGAAACUGUCUCCAAAAUUUUAGUAAGUAGUCCGUUGGGUGAGGAAUACCAAAGGGUCUGACUAAAAAAUGGGGGAAUCUUAAUUGCAGUAGAGAAUUAGGGGUACGGGGAGUAAGCAACAGUUUUUUUAUUUCCAUGUGAAUAUUCCUGGCAUUAAACCAGGAAAGAUUAGGAAAGAAACCCAAAGAGUUUUCUCAGAAAAGCUUUUCUUUCAGGGGUCCAGCAGGUCUGAGUUAGACUUUACUUCCCUCCAUUAUUUGGCAUCUUUGACUCAUCCACCACCUCUGCCCCUCACAUUCACAUUUCCCAAGUGUCAGCUUCCUGGAAAGGACAUGUUUUGCACCAGCCGUGCCACAGGCCUCAACACCCACUUCUGGAGUAGUCACUGCCUAAGCAAGAGACGUUUCUGUUCCAAAGACAGGAAUAAGCAGGGGUACUCAGUCUUAGGGAUGUGCCAGGGCUGAAGGGGGCAGGCCUCACACCCUACCUGACCAGGGCUGUCCUUUCCCCAGUCUGGCACAGCAGCAGCAAUCUUGGGGGGCUACUCUGCAGCCAGAAUGCGCUUCCCGAUGAUCAGUUCCCAGGCUGUGGCACUGACAUCCUCCGAAUGAAGAGUGCGUGGUGCUGGUUUCAGUCUGAAGAUCUGGGCUCAUAGGUCUUCUAAAUUACAGUCAGGGCUUCUGCCUGCUGCAGGUUGCCUACGCCAGGAGGCUGGGUGGGGGGGCAGGGAUGCAGGAUGGAGAAAAUCCUCAAUUCUUCAUUGGUAGCAUCGCAAGAUCCUCCUGGAGUCCCAGCCAUGCUUUCCAUGGGAUUUGUGUGCCUUAGUUUAGUCUCCAUGCCCACUGGCCAUUCAAGUUGCAUUAAAUAGUUCUGCCUCCUAUAUCAAGGAGCAGACAAUGCAGCCUAUUUUUAUGCAACCCUGAGUAUCCCCCAACCUUAGAUCUAGAUAAACGUGAGAUACCUGGGUCGCGAGUUAGACUAGGAAAUAAGCCUCUUUCAUCCUCCUUCCAAACAUGCUUGUUACGCCUAUGCCUCUCCUGUAGGGUUUUGAUAACUAGGUUUGGUAGCUGCA